Molecule: messenger RNA, 1299 nt
Organism: Clonostachys rhizophaga
Lineage: Eukaryota; Fungi; Ascomycota; Sordariomycetes; Hypocreales; Bionectriaceae
Source: the annotation of a GenBank genome assembly
AUGAAAUCUUCUACACUACUCAUCACCUUUAUCCUCUCGACGUUUGCAAGCAUUCAUAAUGUUCAAGCUGAAGAACAGGACGAGCACCCAAUUCUUCUACUCAACGAAGACUCUACGUUCCACUUUGAGAUUCUCGGUGGCCUCGGACAAGCCUUGACUGGCGGUGGCGACAUUUCCCCAAUCCUCGGAGCUGCGAAGAAUGUCACGCCUGGUGACUUCGAUAAAUUCACCGACAUUUUCUACCGUCUUGCAAAUAAAACCAAGGCUGCAGCUCUGGACCCGGCCAAUGCCUACGACCCUAUCAAUGUGCGCGACACAUGGUUCUCUGCAGCAAGUUACUUUCGCCGUGCAGAUUCGUUCACCCACGGUAAUUGGGAUGAUCCACUGAUCAACCAACUCUGGGAGGAGAUGCUUUCAGCUUUCGACAAGGGCAUCAGCUCGUUGCCAAUUCCCGGGCAACGUGUCAGAAUACCGGCCGACAACUUUACUGUUGAGGCUAUCUGGUAUUCGGCAUACACGGGAGGCAAACAUAAAAAGCACCCUACUCUGAUUCUCGGAGGUGGAUAUGACGGUGCGCAGGAGGACAUGUAUCACACCAUCGUGACAAAUGCGUUGGCUCGUGGAUGGAAUGCCCUGACCUACGAAGGACCCGGCCAGCCUACUGUUCGUCGAAACCAGAACUUGGGCUUCAUCCCCCACUGGGAGCGCGUCCUGACGCCUACUGUCGACUGGCUGCUGGCAAACAAACGUGCUGAAGUUGAUACAAAAAGGCUUGCGCUCUACGGCCAUUCAAUGGGCGGAUAUCUCGCGGCGCGGGCUGGAGCUUUCGAGCCCAGGGUGAAGGCCAUCCUACUCAACGGCGGCAUCUUUGAUGUUCAUGAGUCUUACCUUGACCAAAGUCCACCUGUGCUCACUGAUCUCUAUAAGUCGGGUCAAAAGGGUGCGUUUGAUGAAACCGCAUUGUCAUUGCUCUCCAAUCCAAACGUUUCGAGCCAAAUUCGCUGGGGCAUUGAGCAUGGCAUGUGGGCAUUCAGAACCAAAUCACCGUAUGACUUCUUCCACCAAACUGAACAGUACACCCUCAAGAAUGUUACCACUCGCAUUAAGGUGCCAGUUUGGAUUGCCGAUGCAGAGCUUGAAGGGUUCUUCAGGGGCCAGCCUCAGAAGGUCAAGGAGGCAUUGGGCGAAAGGGCAACUCUGCACCCCUUUACUGGUACCGCAGGAUAUCAUUGCCAAGCAGGUGCUCUCCAGGAGCUGAACCGAGCUAUCUUCGCGUGGUUGCACAAGACGCUUGGGUGA